GAUGAAUAUCGGAUGGUUAUGAUUUUGAUGAACAUUACCUGUUAAGCGCCUCUGUAUUUGUUAAACUCUACGAGCCGGAAAAAGGGUCUCGCAAUUAUCUCAUCUCUCUUAUCUGUAUUCUUUCGAAUUGCCAAGGAUGAGUGGCCUCACAGUUCUCUCCGAUUCGGCCGUGCAUCGGCUGCUCAUCGGUCUUUCUAAAGACGAGAUAAUCGCUUUCCAGGCCUCACUCUCAAAAUGCCUUCAGGGGUUUUCUGUCGGCACAGAACGCCAGUACCAGCCUACGCCUGGUAUUAUCAACCGGCCUAAUGGCCAAAAGACACUAUUUAGGCCCUUCACGUCACCCACUGCGGUCGGCACAAAGAUCAUUGUCGAUCCAGCGCCGAAAAGCGACAACACGAAACUACCGCUACAGGGAGUCGUGGCUUUAUGCGAUGAGAACGGCUUACCGAAAGGCAUAAUCAAUGGCGGAGAACUCACGGGAUACCGUACCUCGUUAAUUGCCAUAAUCCCUUAUAUGUGGCGCCGUAACACCGAAAAUGUUGUCGUGUACGGUUCUGGCAAACAGGCACUCUGGCACAUACGACUCAUGUUAGCCUUGAGGGGGAUGGAGAUUAAGACCAUCACAGUCGUGAAUCGUUCCGAAUCAAGAGCCAGAGAGAUGCUCGAUAAAAUCGCGCAGGAGAAUGCUGCGCAGUGGAAGUCCUCCGCUACGAUGGAAUAUCUCAACCCGUCGGGUUCCAACUUCGAACAGUCUUUGAAAGGCAUACUGGCGGAGGCCGAUGCUAUCUUUUGCACAGUGCCUUCCUACGAGCCAUUGUUUCCAGCCGAGUACAUAUUGAACCAAGGGAAACGCACAAAAAGCCCGUAUAUCUCAGCCAUUGGCUCAUGGCAGUCUAACAUGAUAGAAUUAGAUCCGGCCCUAAUAAAAGGCAUUGUCAACGACGCCGAAAAUGGGUUCCACCCUGAACACGGCUCAGCAGGCGCCAUCUUGGUCGACGAUCGCACAACGAUCUUAACACAUACUGGAGAAGCUGUCAAGAGUGAAUUAAAGCUAGAUGACAUGGUUGAAGUCGGCAAAAUCUUCUAUCUACGAGAAAACGAGCCCGACAAAACUCAGAAAGAGAAGCUGAACCAAUGGCUUGCGGAAGGACUCGUCGUAUACAAGAGCGUCGGAGUUAGCGUGACAGAUCUCGCGGCCGGGGAAAGAAUCUUGGCACUGGCGAAGGAGCAUAAUCUAGGAGUACAUAUAGAAGAUUUCUAGCCAG
This is a messenger RNA of Annulohypoxylon maeteangense, 1265 nucleotides long. RefSeq names its product NAD(P)-binding protein. The record is from RefSeq and is a predicted model, not a curated record. The transcript has a single exon. Gene Ontology annotation, cellular component: cytoplasm. NCBI's taxonomy places the organism in Eukaryota, Fungi, Ascomycota, Sordariomycetes, Xylariales, Hypoxylaceae. Bases 137 to 1261 code for a protein of 374 amino acids.